UGGAAUUCCAGCCUGGAGCAGCCAGCCUGCUCUCCCCUCCUCCUCCUGGCCGCUCUCAGCCGCCAAUCCCUGGAGAAAUCCCUCCCCGCCGGCUACCGGGAGCACGAGGAUCCCCGGGAAUCUCCGGGAUUGAUCCGGUGCGGCGAGUACAGCAACCAGGUGCUGCCGGACGGGCGGUGCCGGAUCGUGGCCACGCUGCCGCAGGGCGACGAGCAGCGCUGCCCGGACCUGUUCCGCUGCACCGACGAGGUCUCCUACUGGCUCCACGAGAACGAGGAGCGCAAGCAGCAGAUCCUGGAGCUGCGCGAGCUGAUCUCCGAGCUCCAGGAGGAGCUCCGCAACCACCGGCACCGCCUCAAAGCCCUGGAGGUCCAGCAGGAGGAGGCGGCGGGGCAGAACCAGAGCCUGAUCCAGAGGCUGCAGGACCUGGAGCAGCAUUCCCGGGAAUCCAGCACGCUGCAGCACAUCCAGGCCACGCUGCUCUACGACAUCCAGGCGCAGAUCAACAACAUCUCGGCCCUGGCCGGCUGGGCCUGGCGGAACCCCAGCUGCCUGCACACCGCCGACCUCCGCCUGCAGGAGGAGAUGCGGCAUCCCGAAAUCAAACACGGCCGGAAUUGUCCCAUCGACUGCGCUUCCGUCUACUCCAACGGGCUCCGGAGAUCCGGGAUCUACAGCAUCCUGCCCUCGGUGCGCGGAAUUCCCAUCGAGGUCCUCUGCGAGAUGGACACGGAAGGGGGCGGCUGGACCGUCAUCCAGAGGCGCCAGGACGGAUCCGUGGAUUUCAACCGGACCUGGAACGAGUACAAAGAAGGAUUCGGGGACCUCAACGGGGAAUUCUGGCUGGGCAACGACAACAUCCACAGGAUGACGAGCCAAGGGGAUUAUUCCCUACGGAUCGACCUGGAAGACUGGAAUAACAAACACAAGCACGCCUUCUACCAGGUCUUCAGCAUCGAGGACGAGGAGAACUCCUACCGGCUCCACGUGGACGGGUUCAGCGGCACCGUGGAGGAUUCCUUCGCCUGGUACCACGACAAGAGGAGCUUCAGCACGCCGGAUUCCGGGAAUAUCUGCGCCGAGAUUUCCCACGGAGGCUGGUGGUACCACCAGUGCUUCUUCUCCAACCUCAACGGCGUCUACUACAAGGGCGGCCGCUAUUCCCUGAAGCACCGGAAGAUGCUGGGCCCGGACGGGAUCGUCUGGUAUUCCUGGAAGGACACGGAUUACUACUCCCUGCGGAAGGUGGUGAUGAUGAUCCGGCCGCGCGACUUCCGGCCCCACCUCUCCCCGUGACCCGGCCCGGGACCGUCCCCGCUUCGCAUCCCGCGGAAUUCCGGCAAGGGAGGGCUGGGAAUGGUGCCGGGAAAUGGAUUUGGGAUGGACCAAACUGGUGCUGUUGGGUUUUGUGGGGAUGGAUCCAGCUGGGAUCCAACAGGGAAUUGAUCUGAGUGCUCCAACUGGGAGAUCUCCCGGGAAUGUGGAGAUGGUUCCUGGGAAAGGAAUGGAUCCAAGAGGGAAUUGAUCCGAGCCCUCCAAAGUGGGAGAUGUCCUGGGAAUGUGGACGUGGUCCCUGGGAAAGGGAUGGAUCCAACCAGAAUCCAACAGGGAAUGAUCUGAGUCUUCCAACGCAGGAGAUCUCCUGGGAAUGUAGAAGGGAGUGGAUCCAACCGGGAUCCAAAUCUUCUGGGAAUGUGGAGGUGAUUCCUGGGAAGGGAAUGGGCCCAACUGGGAAUCCAAUUGGGAAUGGAUCCGAGUCCUCCAACGUGGGAGAUCUCCUGGGAAUGGGGAGCUGAUUCCUGGGAAGGGGAUGGAUCCAAGAGGGAAUUGAUCCGAGCCCUCCAAAGUGGUGGAUCUCGUGGGAAUGUGGAAGGGAAUGGAUCCAACCGGGAUCCAAAUCUCCUGGGAAUGUGGAGAUGGUUCCUGGGAAGGGAGUGGAUCCAAUGGGGAAUCGAUCUGAGUGCUCCAAUGUGGGAGAUCGCUGGGGAAUGUGGAGGUGAUUCCUGGGAAGGGAAUGGAUCCAUGCAGGAUCCAGAUCUCCUGGGAAUGAGGAGGUGGUUCCUGGGAAGAGAGUGGGUCCAAUUGGGAUCCAACAGGGAAUUGAUCCAAGUCCUCCAACGUGGGAGAUCCCCUGGGAAUGUGGAAGGGAAUGGAUCCAGUUGGGAUCCAAUGGGGAAUCAAUCCCAGUCCUUCAUUGUGGGAGAUCUCCUGGGAAUUUGAUGGCGAUGAUUCCUGGGAAGGGAAUGGAUGCAAGAGGGAAUUGAUCCGAGCCCUCCAAAGUGGUGGAUCUCGUGGGAAUGUGGAGAUGGUUCCUGGGAAGGGAAUGGAUCCAGCCAGAAUCCAACAGGGAAUUAUCUGAGUCUCCAAUGUGAGAGAUCUCCUGGGAAUGUGGAGGUGAUUCCUGUGAAGGGAAUGGAUCCAAGCGGGAUCCAACAGGGAAUUGAUCCAAGUCCUUCAGGGUGGGAGAUCCCCUGGGAAUGUGGAAGGGAAUGGAUCCAGUUGGGAUUCAAUGGGGAAUCGAUCCGAGUCCUUUAUUGUGGGAGAUCUCUGGGAAUUUGGUGGCAAUGAUUCCUGGGAAGGGAAUGGAUCCAACUGGGAAUUGAUCCGAGCCCUCCAAUGUGGGAGACCUCCUGGGAAUAUGGAGAUGGUUCCUGGGAAGGGAAUGGAUCCAAUGGGGAUCCAAAUCUCCUGGGAAUGCGGAGCUGAUUCCUGGGAAGGGAAAGGAUCCAGCCGGGAUCCAGUUGGGAAUUGAUCCGAGUCCUCCAACGUGGGAGAUCCCCUGGGAAUGUGGACGUGGUUCCUGGGAAGGGAAUCGAUCCAAGAGGGAUCCAAAUUUUCUGGGAAUGUGGAGGUGAUUCCUGGGAAAGGAGUGGAUCCAGCUGGGAUCCAAUUGGGAAUUGAUCCGAGUGCUCCAACGUGGGAGAUCUCCUGGGAAUGUGGAGAUGAUCCCUGGGAAUGGAAUGGACCUAGCCGGGAUCCAACUGGGAAUUGAUCAGAGCCCUACAAGGUGGGAGACCUCCUGGGAAUGUGGAGAUGGUUCCUGGGAAAGGAAUGGAUCCAACUGGGAUCCAAAUUUUCUGGGAAUGGGGAGAUGAUUCCUGGGAAGGGCAUUCCCAAGAUUAAAUCCAGGUGUUUGGGUGCUGGGAAUCAGCUCCAGGCUGAUCCGUGUGGGGUCCCAUGAGCGCCAACCCAAUGGAAUCUCCCAAGGGGAGCAAUGGAAGCGCUCCUGGGGGGAUUUUCCACGUGGGAUUUGAUAGAGCAGCUUUUAUUCCCGAGGAUUUGCAUCCCACUUCCAAAGAUCCCAAAGAUCCGACAGCCUCAGGGAUGCACGGAAUCGGCUCUGAGGGAAUCCGGGAGAUCCAAGGUGCAUUCCCAGGGGUGGAAUCUCAGGAAAACGAGGAAGGAUUGUGUUCCGCACCCUUGGGAAUAAAAAUAUUCCAAACGAAAGGAUUCCAAAGCAAAACAACCAAAACUGGGAAGUUUUUCCAUUUCUCCUUCCGUUUUCACCUCCCUGCCCUUCGUCCGGCAAAGAAUUCCCGAUGGAUUUCCCAAUCCAGCCUAAAAAGGGAUCAGGAAUGAUCAGAGGGGAUUUAAACCUCGUUUUUUUUCACUGCCUUACUCUGGCUAAUUCGAAUAAUUAAUUUGAAUAAUUAAUUUGGUAAUUAAUUUUAAUUAAUUCAGCCGGAAACCCUCCUUUUUCCCUGGCUUUGCCUUUUCCUGGGAUCCCGACUUGGAUGCUGGGACUCGGCUCCGCCCUCCCUGUGUUUGAUGAUGAAUAUUUAAUUUCGUUUAAUUAAUUCAAUUCAAUUCAAUUAAUAUUUAAUUAACUGAUCAUUUUCCCUGUUCCAUGUUUUCUGAGGAGGGAAAGUCGGAUUUAUCCCUUCCAACCACUCCCUUCCCUCUUGGUGCUCUCCUGGCGGAUUCUUUCCGAUAUUCCCGGACUCUGUUUUCCCUGGAAUGUCGUUUUUUUAUGGAUAAAUCCACGGACAAGUUGCCUUCCAAGCACCCCACAAAUAAAUAAUUCCCAGAGAAUGAACCAA
This is a messenger RNA of Haemorhous mexicanus (house finch), 4040 nucleotides long. RefSeq names its product fibrinogen-like protein 1. The transcript is spliced from 6 exons. Lineage: Eukaryota; Metazoa; Chordata; Aves; Passeriformes; Fringillidae. The annotation marks the transcript as partial. The record is from RefSeq and is a predicted model, not a curated record.